Messenger RNA from Meira miltonrushii, 222 nucleotides. RefSeq lists its product as uncharacterized. The annotation marks the transcript as partial. The record is from RefSeq and is a predicted model, not a curated record. NCBI's taxonomy places the organism in Eukaryota, Fungi, Basidiomycota, Exobasidiomycetes, Exobasidiales, Brachybasidiaceae. The transcript has a single exon.
AUCUUCGACCAGAGUAAACCGAAAAAAAGAGAAGAGGAAGAAGAAGAAGAAGAAGAAGAGGAAGAAAAAGAGAAAGAAGAAGAAGAAGAUAAAGAAGAAGAUAAAGAUAACGAUAAAGAUAACGAUAAUAAUAAUGAUGAUAAAGAUCGUGAUCGCGGUGAAGGCUCAAGUCGCAAUCCUCCUCCUCCUCCUCUCUCUCGCAAGCUCUCCCUUCGUAGAUAA